This is a messenger RNA of Vicia villosa (hairy vetch), 1809 nucleotides long. RefSeq names its product plant UBX domain-containing protein 9-like. The coding region runs from base 87 to 1559 and encodes 490 amino acids. The transcript has 10 exons. The record is from RefSeq and is a predicted model, not a curated record. Gene Ontology annotation, molecular function: ubiquitin binding. NCBI's taxonomy places the organism in Eukaryota, Viridiplantae, Streptophyta, Magnoliopsida, Fabales, Fabaceae.
UCCUACGCGCGCUAGUUAAACACUCUCCAUCCUUUCUCCUUUCCUCCACACAAACAAGCUUUCAAGAAUUCCACAUUUUCAGCGCAAUGACGACGCCAACACCGGAAGCCGUCGCAACCUUCAUGAGAAUCACCGGCGCAUCUGAGUUCGUCGCCGUUCAGAAAUUAGAGGAAUAUGGAGGCAAUCUAAAUGAAGCUGUGAAUUCACAUUUUAUCGAAGGAAACAGGCUCAUUCAAGAGCAAAAUCCUGCUGCUACUGCAACCCCACACUAUAAUUACUCUGAAGCAAAUAAUCAAAACAACCAAAACCGUGCCGGGUCACGUGGAAUUACGCCUCUGUUGAACGCUGCAAGAAGAUUUAGACCUUCACUACUGUUUGACUCAAACUAUAGGAGAGAACUCAGAGAUGUAUGUAAUGGGUUGAGUUCUACUACGCUUUCGAGCAGUGCAUCACCACGUGGUUCUCCUCAAGGAGAGGUGAUGGGAGUUCCCGCAGGGAUCAAUAGUUCACCUGUGUUGCCUUAUCAACAAGGAUUGAGCUAUGAAGGUGCAUACAGGAGUGGAAAUUCAUCAUCUCAUGGUCAGGGGUAUUAUCGAACAAAUGAUUAUCAGCAUGACUACCCUUUAGCGCAGUCAACUGCUUCAAAUGUUCGUGAUCAAGAUGCGGAGGAGGCAAUGAUUCAAGCUGCAAUAGAAGCCUCGAAGAAGGAGAGCAUAGAGCGCUCUUCACGGAAUGCUCCUAAUGAUUUGCCCGACAAUGGGCUUCCUCAAAGUCAUUUUCAACCAGAAGAUGAUGAUUUGGCUAAUGUUAUUUCAUUGUCCUUACAGACUGCAGAGCAAGAGGAAGCAAUGCGCGAGCUUCGCGUGAAACAACUUUCAGCCGAGGGAGAGAAAACCAACACCAGUAGAAUCAGACCAGAGUGGGGUGAUAUUUCUUCCGACGAGCUCAAGGAAGCAUUGCUGAUGGAAACUGCAUUUUUUAGUGAAAUUCCCAAUCACAGUUCUCACAAUUUUUCAUCUUUGCCUGACCUACAACAUAAUUCAGAAAAACAAACAGAUCCCAAGGGGCCGUGUUCAUCCAGUUCAGCAUCUCAAUCAUUGUCUGAGACUCAGUUGCUAAGAAAACAACAGGAUGCUGACUAUUUAGCAUCACUGCUAGCUGACAGACAAAAAGAAUUGAAUUCUCUCAGAAAAGCUGAAACCCAUUCUUCAAAGGAAAAAGAAUCACACAAAAAGAUGCUUGAAAGAACGGAAUUGGAGAAAACACUUGAUACAAAAAAUAUUAUGCUUGCAAAUGAACCGCCAUUAGGCGAUGAAAAAGCAAUUACUAUUGUUGUGCGAAUGCCGGACGGUGGUCGUUGUGAACGACGUUUCUUCAAAACUGACAAGCUUCAGCUUCUUUUUGAUUUCAUAGACAUUUAUGGAUCAGUGAAGCCAGGCACCUAUAGAGUUGUAAAGUCAUACCCGCGACGUGCAUAUAGUAUUAAUGAUAGUUCAGCUAUUUUGAAUGAAGUAGGCCUUAACAACAAGAAUGAGGCUUUAUUUCUGGAGUUGAUUUAGUGUUCAUAUUUUCUAUUACGUAACCGAUGGUCCUUAAUUAGAACCCAGAAAAUUAUCAGGGUGUGCACUUGGCUUUUUGAGGGACUAACAAUAUCUUUGAGACAAAUGAUAUUUGUUGAACACAACAGGGUGGUUGUUUCCUUGUCUGUACAGAUCUCGCUACUUGUCAGUUAUUAUAUUUGAGUUUGAAAGAAUUGGCUGUUUGUCGAACAUACUUUUUACCAUUUAAUCGAGCUUUAUUUUUAAUUUA